UGGAAGGCUGCAGGACGCGACCUCUUCGACUUGGUGUGUAGAACAAUAGGCUUAAGAGAAGUGUGGUACUAUGGCCUCCAAUACGUCGACUCCAAGGGUUACGUGGCUUGGUUGAAAAUGGACAAGAGGGUCCAGCACCAAGACAUUCCAAAGGAAUCUCCAGUUCCGUUUUUGUUUCUCGCCAAGUUCUACCCGGAGGAUGUGGAGGAAGAGCUGGUGCAGGAGAUCACGCGACACCUGUUCUUCCUGCAGGUGAAACAGAGCAUCCUCAGUAUGGACAUAUUCUGUCCUGCCGAGGCUUCUGUGCUUCUCGCCUCCUACGCUCUACAGGCCAAGAAUAAGAAGGACUCGGAAGUUUGGCUCGGUGUGACAGCGCUGGGACUGAACAUCUAUGAAAAAGAAAACAAGCUCGUGCCAAAAAUCACAUUCCCCUGGAGCGAAAUCAAGAACAUCUCGUUCACCGACAAAAAGUUUACCAUUAAACUAGUAGAGAAAAGUUCACCCGACUUUAUUUUCUAUUCGUCGAAGCUGCGCACAAAUAAAUUGAUUCUCGAGCUUUGCGUAGGAAACCAUGACCUAUUUAUGCGAAGACGGAAACCGGAUUCGAUGGAAAUCCAACAGAUGAAGGCUCAGGCCAGGGAGGAGAGAGCACGGAAACAGAUCGAGAGAGAGAAGUUCACGAAGAUGAAGCAGAUGUACGAGGAGAGCUUCCGCGAGAAGGAGGAGCUGCAUCGGAGGCUGCUACAGGUCGCAGAGGAAGCAAGACUUGCCCAGGAAGCCAUGCGACAGGCAGAGAAGACGAUAGAUCUGCUGGCAGAGAAGGCGAAGGUGGCGGAGGAGGAAGCUCUUCUCCUCACACAGAAAGCCGCCGAGGCCGAGGUCGAGAUGCAGCGGGUGCAGAUAGGUGCGAUAAAGACCGAAGAGGAAAAAAUGCUUAUGGAACAGAAGGCGAGAGAGGCAGAGAUGAUUGCACGACAGAUGGUAGAAGACUCUGAACAAAGAGCACAGGAGGCAGACAUGCUUAAAGAAGAACUGAUCAAAGCGCGAAUAGCGGAGAAGGUGGCAAGAGACAGGCUGGCAUCACUGGCUGAGAGCGCUGGGUUUACUUACUCGGUGCCAAGGAACGACUACGCCGUUCAGGCUAGCAGCUUUGUGGUGCCACCUAGUGGACUGUCCGGCAUCACGUCCGUCAGUCUCCCUGUCGUAGCGGAGGAGGACCUGUGUCAUGACGACGCCGGCAGCGCGGGGGAGACGACGGAGCUGAUGAUGGAACAAGACAUGGCCAUCGAGGACCUCUCACUCGAGAUCGAGAGAGAACGGGUUGAGUAUGUGGAGAGAAGUCGGAGUCUGCAAGAUCAGCUAAAUGAUCUGAAGUCUGAGAUUGAAGAGCUGAAGUUAGAGGACAGACAGACGAGCAUGGACAGAUUACACGAAGAGAAUCACCAGAAUGGCGAAACGAAGUUCAUCACCUUGAAAAAGAUCCGGUCUGGCACUACUAGGGCACGAGUUGCCUUCUUUGAAGAGUUGUAGACAGAGAAUACCUGGAGGAUCUCUGGGGGAUACCAGAGGGAUAACUGUGGCAUUUCUGGUAGGAAUGCAGGAAAAGCUGUGAAUUGUGUUUUGCACUGUCAUACUCAUUCCUAUUCUACAUAUCCAUGUUCCUCCUGUUUCUUUCUGUCUCCCUUUCUCCGCCCCAUUCUUUCUCUCUUUUUAUCUCACUAUCUCUUCCCUUUUUGUCACUCUUGGCUGUUCUCGCUCUUUGUUUCUUUGUGUCUGUAUUCAUCAUCAUCGUCAUCCUUUCCUUGGUUAUGCCUUCUCUAUCACAGUUUUGAUUCUAAUGUUUAUUAGCUUGAUCUCGUCACUGAAUCACGAUUCAGCGGAAAGCGUCAAAUUCAACGCACGUCCUUCUGCCACACAGGGUCGGCUACCGUCCACUAACCUGCUGCAUUCUGGUGCCUUAAUUUACGCUUAAUUUAUACGUCUAAUUAUGCAUUGAAAUCCCCAGUGCCUAUCAUUCUGCAAAGUCAAAGGAUGUUGCAAAAGUUCGAGGAACCUAUUUCAUGCGAAUACAUUAUUAUUUUACUGAGUUUAUACGUCCAAUUAUGUCUUGAAAUCCCAAGUGCCUAUCAUUUUGCAAAGUCAAAUGACGUUGCAAAAGUUCGAGGAGCCUAUUUCAUGCGAAUACGUUAUUGUUCCAUUAUUGCUGCGUAGCAAACUUUUCGCUUUGCAAGGCCCUGCGGCAAUACUAUCCAAUGCACCACAUCAAUCCGUGUGAUUGUGUGUUGCGUGGGAGGGGGGGGGGUGAGGGGAACCUUGAAGUACAACGUAGCCUAAGCAUAUACCUCUAUGGAACUAUACAAUGAAGAGCAACAGCAAUUUUUGUGAUUUAUUGCGAGUGGUUUUUAUAUAUAGGGUUGUUUCUACCCAGAUAUCUCGUAGGUCCUGUUGUUUAUUGGUUCUACGGGUUGAGCAAUCCCGUGCCUUGUUUCAAAAUAAUCUUCAAGAAUCUGUAGUUGUUUGCGAUAGUAUUGUCGCAGGGUCGUCGGCACGCAGAAACCCCUGUCAGACAGAAGGCGUCUCUGACGUCAGAGAUUAGAUCACUGAUUUCGCUUGUCUAUGUCGUUCAUGCGCUUAUCUUGGUUGUAAAUAGUCUGAUGCGCUUGACAUAAAUUUCGUGCUGACAAGUGGACAGCUCUAUUUAUUGUCGGCGAAACGAGAGCGAUACUCGCGCGUGGCGAGAGAGUGAGCUCACGUCAAAAGAAGGGUGUGCUAGAUCGCAUCAGAAGAUAAAACACUCAUUGUCGAUUUGGUUACCUCUUAACACUACAAUUAAGCUUCCAUGUAUGCUCUGAUUUAUGCUACAAUUAUGCUUCCAAUUAUGCUUCAAUUUGCACUAAAUUUAUACUUCCAAUUAUGCCUUGAAAUCCCCAGUGCCUAUUAUUCUGCGCAUCCAGUCAAAGGAACCUAUUUAAUGCGAAUACAUUAUUGUUCCACGGAACUUGUUUUGUGUUCCAUGUAACGUGUUGUAUUCCCAUGGAAUUAUGUUCUCUGAAUGUCUGAUCAAAACAUUUUGGUUUCCAUCUGAUUUCUCGCUGAGCAUUCGUGCCAAAAUUCGAGUUGUGACUACCAAGAAGAGCCGAGUGCGGUUGAAUCUGGUGUUUUCUGCUUGCGUGUGUGUGAUUCGAAGUGUUUAUUUUGCGAGGUGGAGUGCGGGCACUUCCCGGAACAGCACUGGUGCAGCUCUCGCGUGUAUCUAAGAAGAAUCGAGGCAUCCCGUGUGGGGAUGCAGUAGAUCUAGAGUUGCUUUGCGAAAGAGCAAUGAUUGGAGUUGAACUCUAAGGCAUCUUCUGUAAUCUAUUGUUGUAUACCGAAACAUAGGUCGUAUGCAAGAGUAAGAUAAUAACCCACUUAUUAUUUUAAGAGUAAGAUAAUAACCCACUUAUUAUUUUAAGAGUAAGAUAAUAACCCACUUAUUAUUUUACUCUUGUUAUUAUCUUACGCUUGGUCGCAUGCAAGAGGAGUAUAUUAUAGAAGGUGUACAUGUACAGUAUUGGUAUGGGUGCGUGCGUGCGUGCAUGAGUGUGCGUGUGUAGAUGUGUGUUUGUGUGAUGUGUAUGCACGUGUUCGGUAACAUUUUACAAAUUCACUCUCACCAGAUAUUUUAAUUUGUCUAUACCUUUUAUUAUUCUGCAGUUACUCUUGCAGAUGGGUUGUCGUACAAACCCAGGUCAUGUCAUCGUAGAGGUGUUGUUAAGGGAGCACACUUAGUUCCUACCUGUACAAAAGACCACGUUUAUCACUGCUAUCGACUCCACUGUCAGCGUGGCACCUUAAGACGGUGUGAAAAAUUCAAGCGAGUUGGGUUUUUUCGGUUAAUAUUUCGUAAGCUAUGUUGUCUAGACUAGCUAUUUCAGGUUGUGAUCAGCCAAUUCUAUAUCUGUGCACUAGUUAUGUUGUUCAGACUGGCUAUUUCAGGCUGCAUCCAGCAAUGAUGGGUAGCCGUGUAUCAAGGAGCAGUAGUUUGGCAUGCAGUGCAAUGGCACAGCUAGACACACAAGUUUAUACCAACUGUAGUAUUUCCCAAAUCGCAAGUGCAAUUCAUCAUAUAUUGAGGUGACACCUCACCAUUCCUCAUCCUUUGUUUCUGCCUCUGUCUCCUCCUCCCCCCCCCCCUCACACACACUCUCUCUCUCUCUCUCGUAACGAUUACCACUAUACUUCUAUGUUUUUACCUAACUCUUACUAUCCUCUCUCUCGGUUACUCGAGUAUUUCUAGUUGUCAGUGUGGACUUCCGUCCACAUCCUAGUUUACCUGCUCACGUUACCUGAAGCAAUGUGCCUUAACAGGUCAUGAGAUUUGUAAUGUCGUCCCAAUUACUAUUUACUCGUACGCGGCUUACUCGCGAGAGCAAGCAGAUGUUACGCCAUAAAACGUGGUGCUGGCAUCAAUCGGCUGCUUGACGUGUACUGGCCGGGGUAUAGAUUGUAGAAGUCUUUUUUUUAAAGGGUUCGUUACUGUGCGGUCUUGUACCAUUAUCGUCAUUGUGCCAGUAUCUUUUUCGUCACUGUCGUCAUGCCAUCAUCAUCUUUAUCUUCCCGCCAUCGUUAUCGUCGUCAUCAUCAUCAUCAUCAUCCUCAUCAUCAUACCAUUAGCAUUGUCGCCAUCAUUGCCAUCGUACUGUCUUCAUCCAUUCCAUCAUCAUCGUCAUCGUCUCAUCAUCGUCAUCGUCUCAUCAUCAUCAUCGUCUCAUCAUCAUCAUCGUCUCAUCAUCGUCAUCGUCUCAUCAUCGUCAUCGUCUCAUCAUCGUCAUCGUACCAUCAUUGCCGCCGCCGGACCAUCGCGGAGUACUUGAUCUCGCACGCAGCAGGAAGUACGAAGCGUUUACAUUACGCUUAUGAAGCCAGUGAUGAGAACUGUACAUGUGCCCUGUGUUGGUCAGUCAUGUCGCGAUCGAAGAACGAGAGGUCACUUUGCCGAAACAGUGUGCGCGCGUUGAGAUGGUUGUGAAAUCUUCUUGGUUCGUGUAUUCCGUCGAUUGUCUGUCUACUGGCGUGAGUGACUGACUCAUUCGUUAUGCAGCUACGCUCGAGACACGUUAGUAGUAAGCAACAGGAAAAAGGUAUGGUGGUAGGCCGUUGCGCGUGAUUGGGUGGGAAGCAAAUAGAACAGUCGAUACAAAUGUUGUCAAGGUAACCAGUAGAAGAUAUAUAGUCUACAGGCGAUAGUAGACAGACUGAAGUUUAUGACAUGUUGGUGCUUUAUGAUACCCAGCGAUCAGUAUUUUUGUAGAAAGUUUCUGAUAUCACCGUGAAAUGUGAACUAUUUUCGGUACAGAAGAUGGUGGUGUUUUUUUAUAUUUGAUUGUAAAGUAUUGUAGUUUUACAGUAAAAGAUAUAUAAGUUAAUAAUGUAA
Messenger RNA from Priapulus caudatus, 5413 nucleotides. Its product is annotated as merlin-like. NCBI's taxonomy places the organism in Eukaryota, Metazoa, Priapulida, Priapulimorpha, Priapulimorphida, Priapulidae. The record is from RefSeq and is a predicted model, not a curated record. Gene Ontology annotation, molecular function: actin binding; cell adhesion molecule binding. Gene Ontology annotation, cellular component: adherens junction; plasma membrane; filopodium. Gene Ontology annotation, biological process: positive regulation of early endosome to late endosome transport; regulation of cell shape; positive regulation of protein localization to early endosome.